AUGGUUCUGCCUGCCACAGCGCUACGGGUGAAACCCACCAUCACCGCUCUUACCUUCGACGUGGGCAAAGAGGAGGUGUGCCUGUAUUCGAUUGGCAAGGACUUCUACGAGGGUGUGGCCAUGCACUACCACGUCAUGGCGGGGGAGAACGACUUUGACGUGUUCAUUCGCGACGUGGACGGACAUGUGAUCUACGCCUCCUACGCUGGCGAGCAUGGCGCUGAGGAUCGUGUGUACUUCACGACCCAUGCCAAUAAGGAGCAUGCAUACUGCAUCGACAACCGUGACUACUCAGGUGAGCCGAAGAUGAUCAAGAUGGAAGUUGGACUGACCUCUCUCAAGCGCUGGAAAAACCGCAUAGACCCGCUGCGCAAGAUCAUGACGCGCGCCGAUGGGUUCGUGAUGGGCAUGCACGAUGACCAGAUUCUGCUUAGAAUGAAAGAGCAAGGCAUCCGGGAGUGGGUAGAGAAGAUCUUCACCAUGCUGACGGUGCGCUUAGUGACCGAGGCUUUCGUCGUGACGCUCAUUGCGUUGCUUAAUGCUCUCAGCAUCACGUACUUGUUUCGCCGGGCGUCCCUACAGGGGUCGCUUACGGGAAGGCCGGUGAGGAAGUGA
Leishmania braziliensis MHOM/BR/75/M2904 is the source of this 615-nucleotide messenger RNA. RefSeq lists its product as hypothetical. Gene Ontology annotation, biological process: endoplasmic reticulum to Golgi vesicle-mediated transport; Golgi organization; intracellular protein transport. The coding region runs from base 1 to 615 and encodes 204 amino acids. The record is from RefSeq and is a predicted model, not a curated record. Gene Ontology annotation, cellular component: Golgi apparatus; endoplasmic reticulum; COPII-coated ER to Golgi transport vesicle. NCBI's taxonomy places the organism in Eukaryota, Euglenozoa, Kinetoplastea, Trypanosomatida, Trypanosomatidae. The transcript has a single exon.